AUGCCCGGCUUCGACUACAAGUUCCUGGAGAAGCCAAAGCGGCGGUUGCUGUGCCCACUGUGCGGGAAGCCCAUGCGGGAGCCCGUGCAGGUGUCCACCUGCGGGCACCGCUUCUGCGACACCUGCCUGCAGGAGUUCCUCAGCGAAGGCGUCUUCCAGUGCCCAGAAGACCAACUUCCCUUGGAUUAUGCCAAGAUCUAUCCGGACCCCGAGCUGGAGGUGCAGGUGCUGGGCCUGCCCAUCCGCUGCAUCCACAGCGAGGAGGGCUGCCGCUGGAACGGGGCACUUCGACACUUGCAGAGCCACCUGAGCGCCUGCGGCUACAACGUGGUCUCCUGCCCCAACCGCUGCAGCGCCAAGCUGAGCCGCCGCGACCUGCCCGCCCACCUGCAGCAGCUCUGCGCCAAGCGCCGCCUCAAGUGCCAGUUCUGCGGCAGUGACUUCAGCGGCGAGGCCUACGAGGGCCACGAGGGCUUGUGCCCGCAGGAGAGCGUGUACUGUGAGAACAAGUGCGGCGCCCGCAUGAUGCGUCGGCUGCUGGCUCAGCACGCCAACGCCGAGUGCCCCAAACGCACCCAGCCCUGCCCCUACUGUACCAAGGAGUUCGUCUUUGACACCAUCCAGAACCACCAGUACCAGUGCCCACGCUUCCCUCUGCCCUGCCCCAACCAAUGCGGAACGGGCGCCGUCGCUCGCGAGGACCUGCCCGGGCACCUGAAGGACAACUGUAACACGGCCCUGGUGCUGUGCCCCUUCAAGGACGCCGGCUGCAAACACCGGUGCCCGAAGCUGGCCAUGUCCCGGCACGUGGAGGAGAGCGUGAAGCUGCACCUGGGGCUGACGUGGGCCCUGGUGAGCCGGCAGCGACAGGAGCUCCAGGAGCUGCGCCGGGACGUGGAGGAGCUGGCGGCGGGCAGCGACGGCGUCCUGGUGUGGCGCAUCGGCGGCUACGGGCGGCGGCUGCAGGAGGCCCGGGGCCGGCCCAACCACGAGUGCCUCAGCCGCCCCUUCUACACCCACAAGUACGGCUACCGGCUGCAGGUGUCCGCCUUCCUCAACGGCAACGGCAGCGGCGAGGGCACCCACCUGUCGCUCUACAUCCGCGUGCUGCCCGGCGACUACGACAACCUGCUGGAGUGGCCCUUCGCCCUGCGCGUCACCUUCUCCCUGCUGGACCAGAGCGACCCCUCCCUGGCCAAGCCGCAGCACGUCACCGAGACCUUCCACCCGGACCCGCACUGGAAGAACUUCCAGAAGCCGGGGGCCUGGCGCGGCUCGGGGAGCUCGGGGGCCGCCCUGGGCUUCGGCUACCCCAAGUUCAUCUCCCACGAGGACAUCCGCAAGCGCGACUACGUGCGCGACGACGCCCUCUUCAUCCGCGCCGCCGUGGAGCUGCCGCGGAGGAUCCUGGCCUGAGCCGCCGGGCCCGAGGGCGAGCCAGGCUGGGGCGGGUCCCCUCUUGGACGCCUCGGGGCCCGGAUGCCCCCCCGGUGCUCCCACAUCUCAGGGGCCUGAUCGUGGUGCUUUCCCGGGCCGAGGCUGGGGGCCCUCCCGGGCCCCUGCCCGGUCCCUACCAGCCCCCGUAGCAGGGCUGGGCUCCAGGCCCGGGGCCUGGCUUUGGCCGCCCGGGCCGCUCUGGUUAUUUAUCGGUCGGGGCGGCGGCAAGGCAGC
Tachyglossus aculeatus (Australian echidna) is the source of this 1671-nucleotide messenger RNA. RefSeq names its product TNF receptor associated factor 4 (gene TRAF4). The transcript is spliced from 7 exons. Lineage: Eukaryota; Metazoa; Chordata; Mammalia; Monotremata; Tachyglossidae. Gene Ontology annotation, molecular function: zinc ion binding; protein binding. The record is from RefSeq and is a predicted model, not a curated record. The coding region runs from base 1 to 1416 and encodes 471 amino acids. Gene Ontology annotation, biological process: positive regulation of JNK cascade; regulation of apoptotic process; signal transduction.